CUAUUUUUGCUUUUCUGUUUUUUCCUUUAUCUCUUUUUCUUCUGCUUUUCUCUUCUCUUAAGCAUCACUUCAUUUCUACCAUGGGUCAAACACUCAGUGAACCAAUUACCACCAAAUCCACGACAUCGGGAAAUGAUAAACGUGUAAUGUACGGGGCAUCCGCCAUGCAAGGCUGGCGUAUUACCAUGGAAGACGCACACACGACCAUUCCCGAAUAUACAGACACAGGCGCCAGCUUUUUCGCAGUGUUUGAUGGUCAUGGUGGUUCAAAUGUGGCAAAAUACAGUGGCGAGCAUCUGCAGGAUCGAGUCCUCGACUCUGAUGAUUUCCGGCAAGGAAAAAUUCGUGAAGCGUUAAAAGCGGGCUAUCUCGGUAUUGACGAGGAUUUGCGUAAAGAUCCUCAAUACGAACAUGAAACAUCCGGCUGCACAGCCGUAGUAGCAUUGUUGACCAAGGAUAACAUACUUUAUGUGGGUAAUGCGGGCGAUUCUCGUGCGGUGAUCAGUGCCAAUGGCAAAGCCAUUGCCUUAUCACAAGAUCACAAACCAACCAAUGCCAAGGAAACAGCACGUAUUGAAAAGGCAGGAGGACAUGUUGAAGCUGGACGCGUCAAUGGUAACCUCGCCUUAUCGCGCGCUCUUGGCGACUUUGAAUUCAAGCAAAACGACAGCUUACCAGCAGAAGAGCAAGCGGUCACGGCCAAUCCGGAUGUAACAGAUCAUAAACUGACGAAAAACGACGAAUUUAUCAUCGUUGCCUGUGAUGGUAUCUGGGAUUGCUUAACAAAUCAGGAGGCAGUCAACUUUGUGCGCAAAGGGUUAAGCAACAAGAAAACCUUGGCAACAAUAUGUGAAGAGAUGAUGGACGAAUGUCUUGCUGAUGAAAGUGACUUGGGAGGUGUUGGCUGUGAUAACAUGACAGUGAUCAUAGUAGCAUUCUUGCACGAUAUGACACCUGAAGAGUGGUAUGACUCCAUGGCGGGUAAAUUCGUGAAAACCGGUGCCGUCGUGGCUCGAGAUUUGGAAGAGCCCGAACCAAAGAAACCGCGCGGAAUGAAAUCCGAAUCGAAAGAGUACACGGUAGAAGAGCUAAGAAAUGCCGGUGACCUUACUUCCUCAUUGGAUGCGGAUAAAGAGACUGCUGCUAAAGACGCGAAGUGAUUCAUAAUUUACCAGUAAAAGAAAAGGAAAAAAACAACUUGUAGCUUGUAGUUAUCACCAUUUUUGUGUCACAUACAUUCCAUGUAAUCAGCUUCACACCGAGCAGCAUAAUUCAAUGGUUGACAAGAGAGAAAAAAAAAAAAAAAAA
This is a messenger RNA of Radiomyces spectabilis, 1308 nucleotides long. Its product is annotated as phosphatase 2C-like domain-containing protein. Bases 81 to 1160 code for a protein of 359 amino acids. The transcript has 8 exons. Gene Ontology annotation, molecular function: protein serine/threonine phosphatase activity; cation binding. Gene Ontology annotation, biological process: protein dephosphorylation. The record is from RefSeq and is a predicted model, not a curated record. Lineage: Eukaryota; Fungi; Mucoromycota; Mucoromycetes; Mucorales; Radiomycetaceae.